AUGGCAACAAGCUACCCACCUGAACGGACAGCCGCCCCCAUCGCCAGUGAGAGUGGUAAAGGGGCGGGCCGGCCGACCGCCAACAGACAGGCCAGACCGCCGAGAAGUCGAAGACGCCGCAGUGGCAGAAGGCGGCUCACGAGAGGACAGCAGCAGAGAAGAACUGCACGCAUCCAUCGAAACCGCGCUGAAAAGCGGAAACGCGCAUCAAGAUCACGCUGCAUGCGGAGAUGGAAGCUGCCUGCCUCAUGCUACGGGAGGCAUUCGAGCGCAGGGCGCGAACGGCAGCAGCGGCGACGCAAACGAAUCACAACCCGGUGGAAGAAGCGUGCCCAAAACCUGCAGGGUGAUGCACGGAUCAACGCAGCUGGCUGGAGUACCGUGCGGAAAGGGAGAGAGAAGAAGAAGAAGCUCGCCUCCAGGAAGAAGAGGAGAAACGACGGCGAAGACAAGGAUGCUAUUCCAACUACCGCCGCUACAACCGAUACUGACUGGCAGAGGGCGCAAUGA
Schistocerca piceifrons (Central American locust) is the source of this 510-nucleotide messenger RNA. RefSeq lists its product as uncharacterized. Bases 1 to 510 code for a protein of 169 amino acids. NCBI's taxonomy places the organism in Eukaryota, Metazoa, Arthropoda, Insecta, Orthoptera, Acrididae. The transcript is spliced from 2 exons. The record is from RefSeq and is a predicted model, not a curated record.